Aegilops tauschii subsp. strangulata is the source of this 1421-nucleotide messenger RNA. Its product is annotated as xyloglucan endotransglucosylase/hydrolase protein 31. Gene Ontology annotation, cellular component: apoplast; cell wall. The record is from RefSeq and is a predicted model, not a curated record. Gene Ontology annotation, molecular function: xyloglucan:xyloglucosyl transferase activity; hydrolase activity, hydrolyzing O-glycosyl compounds. Gene Ontology annotation, biological process: cell wall biogenesis; xyloglucan metabolic process. NCBI's taxonomy places the organism in Eukaryota, Viridiplantae, Streptophyta, Magnoliopsida, Poales, Poaceae.
AUUGUCUCCACACGGACAUACACUCUCACCAAAGCAGCUCGCUUGGCUACCAAGUGUACACUCGAUCUCCUCUCAUUGGGAGGGAGCAUUUAGUCUAGCUCCUAGUCCUAGCUAGCUUGCUUGGCGGAGCAACAAUGGCCAGCCUCUCCAUGCUCCCGGCCAUGGCGCUGCUGCUCCUGGCAAUGGCGGUGGCCUCAUCCGACGCGCAGCCUUCUCCCGGCUACUACCCGAGCUCGAGGUUCCGGCCAGUGGCGUUCAACCGCGGGUACCGCAACAAGUGGGGCCCGCAGCACCAGACGCUCUCCGGCGACCAUUCAGCCAUCACCAUCUGGCUCGACAAGACCUGCGGGAGCGGGUUCAAGUCGAAGCAUGCGUACAGGAACGGCUACUUCGCCACCCGCAUCAAGCUCCCCGCCGGCUACACCGCCGGCACCAACACCGCCUUCUACCUGUCCAACAACGAGGCACACCCGGGGUUCCACGACGAGAUCGACAUGGAGUUCCUGGGCACCAUCCCCGGCGAGCCCUACACGCUGCAGACCAACGUGUACGUCCGCGGCAGCGGCGACGGGCGGAUCAUCGGGCGGGAGAUGCGGUUCCACCUCUGGUUCGACCCCGCCGCCGGCUUCCACAACUACGCCAUCCUCUGGAACCCGGACGCCAUCACCUUCUUCGUGGACGACGUGCCCAUCCGGCGGUACGAGCGCAAGACGGAGCUCACCUUCCCCGACCGCCCGAUGUGGGCGUACGGCUCCAUCUGGGACGCCUCCGAUUGGGCCACCGACCACGGCAGGUACAGGGCGGACUACCGCUACCAGCCGUUCGUGGCGCGCUUCGACCGCUUCGUGGUCGCCGGGUGCGGGCCCGGCGCCCCGCCCUCUUGCCGCCCGGCCCGGGCGUCCCCCGUCGGCACGGGGCUCACGCGGCAGCAGUACGCGGCGAUGCGGUGGGCGCAGCAGCGCCACAUGGUCUACUACUACUGCCAGGACUUCCGGAGGGACCGCUCGCUCACGCCGGAGUGCUGAAGAGCCCGUGAACCAACGGUGGCGCGCGUGUCUUGAUUAAUUUCGUCGUGUGUUUUGCUUGCUACAGUGCUCCUACUACGAGCUCCUGCCUACACUUUGCUUCUUCUUUUUGGUUUGGAUCUCAAAGAGUAAAGGGUGUGGCUGCCCUACCGCUGCUGCCUGCCUGCCUGUGGCUGAGCAUGAGCUAGGCUGGUGGUUGAGGCGUUGGUCGUUGGCAUAUUGCCAAAAAGGGUCUCGUGUCUUCCCAUCUCUUUCGUUUUGGUUGGUGCCUGCUUUUCGUUUCACAUGUAUGUAUGCCCCGAAGGGGCAAAGGCGCAUGAUUCAUGACAUACUGUCGUGCAUGCCCACUGUAAUACAGACUGCUCUAAUAUGUUCUCCAUAUUUGUGAUUUAUUUA